UGACUGGAUGUCAGUCGCACCUCGGCCCUCGUGCACUGCGACCAGGAGAGCUUCGACUGACGGGUCCGAUCCGACGGGCCACUGACAUGGCACGGAUUCGGACACUUUGAGCCAAAAGGCUUUUGAGCUGAGACACAAGGAGACCUUCAGCUGGACUGAAGUCAAACUACCAAACAGGGAGAAGACACGGUGAAAGAAAGGGAGGAAAUAAAAUACCCUGCAGAGAACCUCAGAGGGGAAAGAGAGGGUUCUGACAGAAGAGGAAAAAGGGUCGACGUUGACCUCUUGACCCGACAGACCAGCAACUUACAUCAUCAUGGACACAGACAUAGACAUGGGCCUCGACCACAGAAAAGGCUCCUCACAGCAGCAUCAAGACACAGAGUUAUUCUCCUCGGAGGAAGACAGCAGUCUGUACUUCACCUACAGUGGAGGGUGCAACGAGCUGGAGGUCAACGACCUGCACUGUGAGGUGGACACUGCGGCUCAGAUCCCCUGGUACGAGAGGUUGUCAGAGUUCAAGCUGCCGUGGGAGGUGAAAGGAAACAAGCAGACGGCCAUCAACAAACUCAGCCUGCGAGUCCGCAGCGGUCAGAUGCUGGCCAUCAUCGGCAGCUCAGGUUGUGGUAAAACGUCUCUGCUGGACAUCAUAACGUGUCGGGACGAGGGCAGCACGAUAACGUCCGGCCAGAUCCUGAUCAACGGGAAGCCCAACACCCCGCAGCUGGUGAAGAAGAGCAUCGCUCACGUCCGCCAAGACGACCGACUUCUUCCUCACCUCACCGUCCGCGAGACUCUCGCCUUCGUGGCCAAACUGAGGCUCCCCACCCACUACACACAGGCCCAGAGAGACCAGAGGGUGGACGAUGUCAUUGCAGAACUGCGGCUGCGACAGUGUGCACACACCCGGGUGGGAAACGACUACGUGAGGGGGGUGUCUGGAGGAGAGAGGAGGAGAGUCAGUAUAGCUGUCCAGCUUCUCUGGAACCCAGGUAUUUUGAUCCUGGACGAGCCCACGUCCGGCCUGGACAGCUUCACAGCUCACAACCUGGUGAUCACCCUGUCCCGCCUGGCCCGUGGCAACCGCCUGGUCCUGCUGUCCGUCCACCAGCCUCGAUCGGACAUCUUCCAGCUCUUCGACCUCGUCGUCCUGCUGUCGUCGGGCUCGGCAGCUUACUGCGGCGCUGCUCGGGACAUGGUGCCUUAUUUCACUGCGCUGGGAUACCCCUGUCCACGAUACUGCAACCCCUCCGACUUCUAUGUGGAUCUGAUCAGUAUCGAUCGGCGCAGUGCAGAACGGGAGGCCGAGUGUCUGGAGCGAGCCAGAAUUCUGUCUGAGCUCUUCAUGGGAAAGGUCAGAGACACACACGACCACAUGUGGAAACCUGCUGGGACCAACGCAGCAGCAACACACACUGAAAGCCCUCAGAGGGCAGAGGGAGAGGAAGUCAUCACAAUCUCCCAGGAAAGAAACAGACUGCCGGGCCGACUUCACCAGUUUACCAUCCUCAUCAGGCGUCACAUGUACAACGAUUUCAGGGACCUGGUCACCUUACUGGUCCACGGCUUCGAGGCCCUGCUCAUGUCCCUGCUGGUCGGUUGUCUGUACUACGGGGCAGGAGGAGAGCGUCUGUCCAUUCAGGACACUGUGGCCCUCCUCUACAUGAUUGGAGCGCUCACCCCGUUUGCUGUGGUGCUGGACGUCAUAGCUAAAUGUCACACAGAGAGAGCCAUGCUGUACCACGAGCUGGAGGACGGAAUGUAUUCAGUCACAUCCUACUUCUUCGCCAAGGUCCUGGGGGAGUUACCAGAGCACUGUGUGUUCACCUUGGUCUACGGGGUUCCCAUCUAUUGGCUGGCGGGGCUGAACGAGGCUCCGGACCGCUUCCUGCUCAGCUUCCUGCUGGUGUGGCUGAUGGUUUACUGCAGCCGAGCCAUGGCUCUGUUCGUGGCCGCCUCGCUGCCCACCCUGCAGACCUCGGCCUUCAUGGGCAACUCCUUGUUCACCGUCUUCUAUUUGACCGGCGGGUUUGUCAUCAGCCUGGAGAAUAUGUGGCUUGUGGCGUCCUGGUUCUCUCACAUCUCCUUCAUGCGAUGGGGUUUCGAGGGCAUGCUGCAGGUGCAGUUCAGAGGGAACAAGUAUCCCGUCGGCAUCGGGAACAUCACGUUCAACGUUGACGGAAUACACGUGGUGGAGGCCAUGGACAUGAACCAGUACCCUCUGUACCUGUGCUACCUGGUCCUGCUGGCUGUCUGUCUGGUCUUCAUGGGCCUUUACUACGUGUCCCUGAAGUUCAUCAAGCAGAAGUCCAGUCAGGACUGGUGAACACAUCUGGACGGGUUUCAGCGAAUAAACUAAACAUAACCUGGAAUCACACACGUCAGGAGAGGUUGUUUUUUUUGCAGUACUGAAAGGAAGUAAUUUCUAGUUCGACUGGUUCGACGCUGAAUUUUCUGAAAUUUUUCUGUGAAGCAGUGUUUAAUUCAGAAGAUAACGCUAAAAUAUAUUUUGAAUUGUUUUCUUUUCACUAUAAUUCCACAUGAGACAAUUCGGCACUUUGAAAUAGUAGAAAAACAUCAAAUAUCCACACAGAAUGUAAACCGUAUAAACAUUUGUCUUAUAAAAAACAAUGUCAACAAACAUCAGGUGUUUACAGUUCAAACAUGGGAACGAUUAAGAAGCAUUUGUCGCAGUACCGCUGUCUGCUGCUGGGUGGCAGCAGAGCACCGCAGUAACACCCCAGUUCAGGCUUGUGAAUGAUUGGAGUCGCUGCCACUUUGGCUGAUUUCCAUCUGCAGCUUUUGCUUGUUCCAUUUUCAAUCUUUUUUUUUCUACAGCUUUUAUCUUUUUCUUUUUUUUUUUGUAUAUGUAAGAUUAUUAAGCUUAACAAUGUCUGUGCCAGUAUAGGAAGCACUGGAGCGAAGACCAGAGGAGAUUUAGUAAGUCACACUUACGAGCUUGAGCUUGUUGUGUCCUCAUAGAUUGAAGAUUAUGUAAGCUGUGUUUUUUUGCACUGGUGCAAAAGCCUGAUAAAUAUUUCACCGACAUGGUUCAAGUCCAAAUUAGUAAAGUAUUAAAUCAAAUUGCUGCA
Molecule: messenger RNA, 3092 nt
Organism: Hippoglossus stenolepis (Pacific halibut)
Lineage: Eukaryota; Metazoa; Chordata; Actinopteri; Pleuronectiformes; Pleuronectidae
Gene: abcg8
Product: ATP-binding cassette, sub-family G (WHITE), member 8
Exons: 13
Coding region: 317-2326 (669 amino acids)
Biological process (GO): cholesterol homeostasis
Cellular component (GO): plasma membrane
Molecular function (GO): ABC-type transporter activity; ATP binding; ATP hydrolysis activity
Source: RefSeq, a predicted model, not a curated record